GAAAAUGAGAAUUCUUACAUAAGAUUAAACUUUAAAUCAUAAUUAUGAUAAGAAUCAGUUUGCUGAAAUUCUCUUUUACUAGCUAGCUUUUCAUAGUAAGAUUUGAACAAAAUCAGUUUUAUAGUGAAAUUGUUACUGGUUAGUAGACAAUCUUUUUAAAUUGAUACAUUAUAUAAAUUCAAGAUAAAGAAAAUUGAAGCUAACUAUGCCAAGAAUAUAUUUUGUUGGUGUAGAUGUAGGUACUGGUUCAGUAAGAGCAGCACUUGUAACAUCUCAAGGUCAAGUGAUAAAGCAACAUGCAAAAUCCAUUAAAACUUGGAAUCCCGAAGCUAAUUAUUAUGAACAGUCAUCGGAAGAUAUUUGGAAUGCAGUGUGCGAGUGUGUUAGGAAUGUAGUUCAAGAAAUUGAACCAGAAGAAGUGGCUGGAAUUUCGUUUGACGCAACGUGUUCUUUAGUGGUGUUGUCUGAUGAUGGAAAACCAUUAACAGUUAGUAAAACUGGGCAAAAUAAUCAAAAUGUUAUAUUAUGGAUGGAUCAUAGAGCUUCAAAAGAAGCUGAAAUAAUUAAUGAAACAAAACACGAGCUACUAAAUUACGUUGGAGGUAAAGUGUCUUUGGAAAUGCAAAUGCCAAAAUUGCUUUGGCUUAAAAGAAAUCUUCAAUUAUCUUGUUGGCAAAAAAUAUGGAAAGUUUUUGAUUUACCAGAUUUUCUUACUUGGAAAAGUACAGGGGAUGAUUCUCGCUCUUUGUGCUCUGUUGUUUGUAAAUGGAAUUUCGAUGCCACAACUCAUUCAUGGUCUAAAGAAUUUCUGGAUUGCAUAAAUUUAGCGGAGCUGUACUCUAAUAAUUUCUAUAAAAUUGGAAAUAAUAUUAUUAGUCCCGGCCUAGCUGUUGGAAACGGUCUUUCAGAAGAAGCAGCAAGGAACAUGAAUUUAAUUCCUAAUACAACUGUUGGAGCAUCGUUAAUUGAUGCACAUGCUGGAGCCCUUGGAAUGUUUGGUUGCCAAAUUAAUAAAUCAAUUAAUUUAGAAAACAAAAUUGGUAGGUAUCCACAUACUCAUUUAAAGAAAAAAGAACAAAAAACAAAAAAGAAUGUUUCUAUAUUUCUAGCUUUGAUUUGUGGGACAUCAACCUGUCAUAUGAGUCUAACUGAAUUUCCUUGUUGGGUGAAGGGUGUCUGGGGACCUUAUAAGGAUGUAAUUUUUCCUAACUUUUAUUUAAACGAAGGUGGUCAAAGUGCGGCUGGUGCUCUACUCGAUCACAUUGUUUUUAAUCACCCUCAGUACAAAUUUAUAGUAUCAAAACUUGAUGAAAAUGAAAAUAUUUACAAUUAUUUAAAUAACGUUUUACAAAAAUUGGCUGAGCAAAAUGGGUUUGAUGACGUUUGCUAUUUAACGAAAGACUUGCAUAUUUGGCCGGAUUUUCAUGGUAACAGAUCUCCUAUUGGUGAUUCGGAUCUGAAAGGAAUGAUUUCUGGCUUAAUUAUGAAAACCAAUGAAGAAAAUUUAGCUAUUUUAUAUUUGGCAGUCAUUCAAGCGUUAUCGUAUGGUACAAGACAUAUAAUUGAAUCUCUUGUGGGACAAGAUCACCCCAAAUUUGAAGCACUUCUAUUUUGUGGAGGUCUUGCCAAAAAUAUUCUUUAUGUUGAGACACAUGCAAGUGUUUGUGACAUUCCAUCAGUCAUACCCGCAGAACAAGAAAUGGUUCUUGUUGGUUGUGCAAUGUUAGCUGCUUCUGCUGCCAGAGUUUAUCCCAGUUUACAGGAAACUUCAAUGGCUAUGGGAGGGAGUGGUAAAAUAUAUGAACCAAAAAAAACUGCAAUAAAAUAUCAUAAUGAAAAGUAUAAAAUAUUUCUAAAAAUGCUAGAACACCAACUUUUAUAUAAACAUAUUAUGAAAAAUGCAUUUUAAUAGGUCAAAUUUAUUUCCUACAUGCAUAAC
Molecule: messenger RNA, 1939 nt
Organism: Condylostylus longicornis
Lineage: Eukaryota; Metazoa; Arthropoda; Insecta; Diptera; Dolichopodidae
Product: FGGY carbohydrate kinase domain-containing protein
Exons: 7
Coding region: 206-1909 (567 amino acids)
Biological process (GO): carbohydrate metabolic process
Molecular function (GO): phosphotransferase activity, alcohol group as acceptor; kinase activity
Source: RefSeq, a predicted model, not a curated record